CUCCCCUGACUGUCUUCAUUAACUCGAAACUAUUUUUUUUUCAUCAUCCUUUAGAAGACCCUGGCUAUCAUGCGCUUUUACGCUCCAGUCACAGGAGUUGCCGUCACCCUCCCGGCGUCCGUGUGUCGGAGCAGCCACCAUUUAUAGCCCUGGCGGUGAGAAACAAUCUUAUUAUGAGAUUUAAACUUUGCCAGACGGAUCAACAUGCGCUCCCUCUCGCAGUUAUUCCCCGCAACUGAUACAGUAAUACCGAGCCUACCUACACGUCUCACUGUGAUUGUGGUUAAACGCCGGUGUCAGCUCUCGGUGUAAUAGAAGAGAGAGGAGGGGGGAAAGACACAAGCAGGGCUUCAGCAUACAUAAAGGCGAGCAAUGAGAGGAGCUCAGCCCUGAAUUAAAUCGCUCACCGCUAAAUGGAUCUUUGAGACUCUCCUCCUUGAGGCAGGCUGCAGUCGCGUCUCCAAAACAGUCAACUGGGAUUCUUUUUUGUUUUUAUUUUUAUUUUUGUAUUAUUCCUGUUGUUUUGCUUUUGCACCAUCUACCAGAAACAUCUCCUGUGUCUUUGAAUAUGUCUUGUGUUCGUGGUGAGCUACAGUAAGCUGCCAGCUUUGUAUCGGGAAGAGGCGAUCGUUAAGCAGAGUUCAACAAGAAAAAUCGGCGAACAUCUGCACUGCUGGAGGACGCCGGGGAUGCUUUCUCACACUGACGAUUUCAGCCGAGAUUACGGAGGUAAUUCGUCCAUGCACAUGAGAGAGAUGCAGAAAGGAGGGAAGCGGCAAAAACAAUAAGAUGAGACCACUUAAUGAUGGUUGCCUCUAAGAGAAAAAGCACAAGCCGAGCUGAGGUGGUGAAAGCUCUUGUAAGCAUCUCCACAAGUUCACCGCAGGCAAAUCACAGUGAAAGAGAAUAAAGGCAAGAGACUCCACAUUUUUUUCUGAUUGGUACAUGGGGACAAUAUCCACCAUUAUACACCCAUCAAUGAAGAGGAGGCAAAUAAAAGGAUUGUUUCUGGCUCUGAGAACAGUUGAACAUCCAGCUGCUUCUCUGACAGGAUCAUCUGAGCUGUAUUGAAACCACAGCGGUAUCACCCCUCCUUUCCUUUUUUUUGGCCCUUCACAUGACUCUCAGAGAAGCACCAAUGGCCUGCAGCUUAGGCAUGGUGAUGAGUGCCUUGUUUUGGUCUGUAGCCAUUGUAUAUUUCACUCAUAUUGGCAGAGUCAACGGAGACUGCUGGUUAAUUGAGGGUGAAAAGGGCUUUGUAUGGCUUGCGAUUUGUAGCCAAAACCAACCACCUUAUGAGGCCAUUCCACAGCAUAUCAACAGCACCAUCGUCGACCUUCGUCUGAAUGAAAACAAAAUCAAAAGCAUCCAUUAUUCUGCCCUUAGUCGCUUUGCCAACUUGACCUACCUGAAUCUGACCAAGAAUGAAAUCUCCUACAUAGACGACGGGGCCUUUUCUGCUCAGUUUAACUUACAAGUCCUCCAAAUGGGCUUCAACAAGUUGCGGAACCUGACGGAGGGGAUCCUCAGGGGUUUAGGAAAGCUGCAGUACCUCUACCUCCAGGCUAACCUGAUUGAGACUGUGACACCUAAUGCCUUUUGGGAGUGCCCCAACAUUGAGAAUAUUGACCUCUCCAUGAACCGAAUCCAGCAGUUAGAUGGGUCCACGUUUACCAGUUUAACUAAACUCACCACCUGCGAGCUGUACACCAACCCCUUCAACUGCUCGUGCGAACUUCUUGGUUUUGUGAAAUGGCUCUCAGUUUUCCCAAACAGGACGAAUGAGCGGAUGGUGUGCGACUCCCCAUCUGGCGUGUCUGGCUAUAGUUUACUGAGUCAGAACCCCAACAAUCCCACAUUUCGAAAUGCGCUUCACAUGCUCACCACUGUGUGCACCGAUGACUAUGUGACGCCUUUUGUUACCGUGUCGAUGGAGUCCACAACGCCACCAUCAGACUCAACACUCUGCGGGAUGGACGAUUGUCCCUCAGGCGCAGGACCGGAGGAGAUUCCAGUCAGUACAACUGAACUCCCUCAAGUAUUCCCUUUGAUGGAAGUGAAGCAAAUAACAAACACCGGUGUCACCAUCACGGUUAAGAUUCCUAAUCCCUACAAGAAGAUGUACAUCCUGGUUCUUUACAACAACAGCUUUUUCACGGAUAUUCAAAACCUGAAAGAAUUAAAGGAGGACAUUGAUCUAAAAGACCUUAAACCUCACACUAACUACACAUACUGUGUUGCUUCGAUACGUAACUCCCUCAGACAAAACCACACUUGUCUUACGGUUUCAACUGGCCCAAGGAAUGGAAACAGUCGAGUCGCAAACAACGCAACUGCUACUCACUACAUCAUGACAAUUUUAGGCUGCCUCUUUAGCAUGGUCAUUUUUCUGGGGGUUGUUUACUACUGCUUGCGGCGAAAGCGUCAGCAAGAUGAAAAGCACAAAAAAGCAGGUAGUCUAAAGAAAAAUAUAAUGGAGCUCAAAUAUGGACAAGAACUAGAGGGUGGGACUAUUUCUCGAAUGUCACAGAAACAGUUGCUGGCUGGGGAGAGCAUGUCACGAAUGCCAUAUUUGCCAUCUGCAGGUGAAAUGGAGCAGUACAAAUUCCAAGAGAUAAGCGACACUCCGAAAAUGUUGAAGGGAAAUUACAUGGAGGUGCGAAGUGUGGACCAUCACGAGCGCAGGGAGUGCGAUAUGGGAAUGGCAGGGAAUAGCCAGGGGUCAGUGGCGGAGAUUUCCACCAUUGCAAAAGAGGUGGAUAAAGUAAAUCAGAUAAUUAACAACUGCAUAGAUGCUCUAAAGUCAGAAUCCACUUCCUUUCAAGGGGUGAAAUCAGGAGCAGUGUCCACUGCGGAGCCCCAGCUUGUGCUAAUAUCAGAACACCCACAGAGUAAAUCCGGCCUUCUGUCUCCUGUGUACAAAGACAGCUACCACCACUCUCUGCAGAGGCAUCGAUCCUCUGAUGUCUCACCAAAGAGGCCCAGCACUGCCACAGGAGGGCCCAUGCGAAGCCCCAGGCCUUACCGCUCCGAAUCCAAGUACAUAGAGAAAACCUCCCCCACAGGAGAGACCCUCCUCACUGUAACACCCGCUGCCGCCAUCCUGAGGGCCGAGGCAGAGAAGAUCCGUCAGUACAGCGACCACCGGCACUCGUAUCCCGACGCUCAGAUAGAGGAGCUCGAAGGACCCGACAGCCACAAGUCCUCCAUGCUGGAGCCUCUCACUCACUCGCGCUCCAGAGACUUAGCAUAUUCCCAGAUGUCAUCGCAGUAUCACAAUCUAAGCUACUCGUCCAGCCCCGAAUACUACUGCAAACCUUCUCACAGCAUCUGGGAGCGCUUCAAGCUCCACCGGAAGCGGCAUAAAGAUGAGGAGUACAUGGCGGCGGGGCACGCGCUGCGUAAGAAAGUCCAGUUUGCAAAGGAUGAGGACCUGCAUGAUAUUUUAGACUACUGGAAAGGUGUAUCAGCCCAACAUAAAACCUAACCUAUUUAGGUGUUUUUAAAAUGGACCACACAUUGCAGAAAUGACACAAGAACCUCAUCUGACAAGCGAAUCAAUGGAUACUUCCAUAUUAUAAUCAACUCUUCACGUGUAUCACAUUCUCUUUUGACUGUGGAAAAUGGGGUAAAGAUUCGUUCAAUUUGUCAUAUUAUGUAAAGCAUUCAUCGGGAAAAAAUAUAUUGCAAAUUAAUAAUAUAUAUGUUACAAUGGAUAAUAGGUUUUUGGGUAUCGCAUGGCCAAGUCCUGUGACAGUGGAUUUGCUGUUGUGUCAUAUGAAACUAUUAUAUGAAGAUAUGUCUACUGAAACCUCAAUAUUUUUUGAAGAACUAUCUGGACCCUUCAUUCAAAAAGAACUUUUUUUUCUUCCUUCCCUGCAUAUAUUUAAUUCCAAACUAUGUACAGAUAUGGGUUUCUAUAUUUGCAAUGUUUGCUGUGUAAAUGGAAAAGUAUUAGUGGAUGAAAUCAGGUUUAAUGAAACGGACCGCUGUUCAUUUAGACAAUCGUGUUGCUAAAGAACAGCCACUUUAUGACCUGUCAGAACAUUUGUCAUUCUCAACCGUCACCGCCUGUUUCUUUUUUGCUUCCUUUUCUUACUUUUAAAGCUUUUUACACGAUUCAGACGGAUUCAGUUUUCAAUCCCCUGAAUCACAGCGCUCACCGGAUGGAUCCUGAAAGACUUCAUGCUGGCAAAAAAUUGCAGUAACCUGGAGAUCAUGCUGUACUGGAGGUCUCUGUCAUCAGUUUCAUGACCCAUCGUUUAGUACCAAAGUAGAAAAAGCUGAAAUGUUUACAAUAUUUCUGCACAGUCUGGAGAUGGUAUGAGCAUACAGCAGUAGGUCCAUAUUCUUUUUCUUUUUUUAAAAUGCUAUUUUGAUUGUUACUCCUUCAAAAGAGAUAACAUUGGGAAAUAUCUACACACAGAAUAUGGUAAGAAAGCCUACUAUUAGUUACUUCAAAGGAAAGGCAACUGUACUUUGUCGCCUGUUAUUUACGUACACAGACAGAUGUUCUACCCUGCAGGAGAGCCCGAUGGAUGAAUGUAACAGAUACAUAUUCUGGUCUGUCUAUGGCAGCUUUUAUGUAUAUUUUCAAGGAAAUAGUUAUUUAAAUGCUCUUAACGACUGUGUUUUUUUCCCCCUUUGCUUCAAUAUUUCUUCCAGUGUAUUAUAUUGCAUAAUGUCUGAUCCAAUAAAUGGAGGAAAGUAGUUUGUUAUUCAGAUGGGCCUUGUUGCUUGCUGAGAGGUUUCAUUUGUUUUUUGUUUUUUUUUAAACUGCUAGGCUGUUCGAUCUUUUUGUAUAUUAUGGAAGCUACGUACCAGGCGAAAUAUCAACAUGCUAGAGUAAAAUUUGAGAAUGUGAAACUGAAUCCUCUGACUUACUGGCUGUGAAUUUGUAUAUCAUGAAAAAUAAUUUUUUGGAGUAAAUAUAAGACUUAACGCUUUUUUCUUUGUAAGAUGUUUGUAUAAUUUAUUCCAAAACAGGCUCAUGAUGACUCAUUGCAUAUUUAUGAACGAGUAAUAAAUAUGUACUUUUGCUCUCUUUGCUCAUCUGAGGAAUUGUUAUGAUGUAACUCUAAUGUGCCGUCAAUGCAGGAUUUGGGUUGAUUAAAAAGCAGAGAACGCGUCUUUGUGGUUACACACUUCAACGUCACGCCAGUCAUUUUAACCCUUGCACACAGAAGCAAGUAUUAGUAUUUUUUUUUACAUGUGCAUUCAAAUUUGACGCAAAUGGUACCUAAAUUUCCAUAAAAUUUGCAAAUUAGUGCACAUAUCCACAACUGCCAUGUGAUUACUAGAUGUCUGUUCAUGAAGAUGAACAUUUGGUGGCGCUAAUUGUCUGGUUGGGUGCCAUUAAACCAGUGUAGAAGAAGAGGACACAAGAUGACAUGAUUAAAAGAAAUGAAAGAAAGCAAUGCAGAAACGGUUUCCAGUUAUGGUAACAUGGCAUCUACGUUUGGUUUAUGUAUCCAUUUGGGGAAUGUUAAAGUCUUAUCAUGCCUCCAAACAAAUCUGUCCAAAUGCUUGUUUCAAAUCUCUUCAUUUGACAAACGCCACAUGCUUCGUGAUUAAUUCACUACACCUGUUUCCGAUGCACUUUUACCUCACCGGCCUUCCCGCUCUCUCGUGUAUUCCAUUUAAAUAAAACCAAUUAACUCUUAGUUUUCCUGGAUUCAAGUGCAAUCCUCAAGUAACUUUGUCCCAAAUCUGCGGUGGUUUGCACUAAACAGUGUCUCCAAGGGACAGACGAUGCUCCAGCUAAAAUAGUUUCUGGAUUUUCCUCCGUAAGCCUGGGCAAACCGAUUGUUUUCAUUGUACUUCCUGCUGAAUUUUACUAAAGAAACCCCACCUGCCACUCCACCUGCACCUCUUAUUUCAGCGGCUAAAGAAAGCGAGACUAGUGACAUCUGCCAUUUAAGUAUUACAUCAGUGGAAUGAAAAAAAAACAUGAAAGCAGGGUAGGCACUCUUAUGUAUGCUGUGUGUGUGUUACGGUGAGCAAUCUGAUAGCAGAGCUGACCUGAGGAAAUGACAUUUUUCUGUCAGCUCUUUUGCUUCCCAUUAGACAUUGAGUAUGUAAAUAUGGCUGCAGGUGUUUACUAGUCCAUUUGCAUUUUUUCUGUGUCGUUAUGCUGUGUCCAUCUCAUGUAAGUGUGUCACCACGCCGUUCUGAUUCAUUAAUGUGAAAUGAAGCAUUCAUGAGCCUGAUGUGAAUGUCUUAUGUAAACAUCUUGUAAAGUGUUAACUGGGUUGUCUGACUUAAUAUUUCAACCGCCUUAAGAUUUUGGGAUAUGUGUACAAGUGUAAAUCUCCUUUUCUUUUUUUUUUUGGUUUGAUUUCCAAUGUUGAUACUGUUGUUGAGUCUCCAUUUGUUAUUUUUUAUAAAAAAGCAUUUCAGUAUCUUCUGAGAGCUGUCAGGUUUCUAGUUCAUUUAGCUAUUUAGCGACAUGUUUUUUAUACUGCAUAUUGUAGCACUUAUGUGUCUAAUAAGAGUUUAAAGUGUCGAGAAAUCCUUUAGAGAGAUCAACAGUUGUUGUUCAAGUGCAUCAAAAACAAACAAGAGCACAAAAAUGUGUGUUUUAUUUUGUUUUGGUUUUUUUUAAAUUUAAUUUCUUAAUACUAUGUUAUCUGCUUUCAGACAAAGUACUGUGAAAUAAAGUUAAGGGUGCACAUAUGGUA
Acanthochromis polyacanthus (spiny chromis) is the source of this 6680-nucleotide messenger RNA. It is a transcript of the gene elfn1a, whose product is annotated as extracellular leucine-rich repeat and fibronectin type III domain containing 1a. Lineage: Eukaryota; Metazoa; Chordata; Actinopteri; Pomacentridae. Gene Ontology annotation, cellular component: plasma membrane. The transcript has 3 exons. Gene Ontology annotation, molecular function: protein binding. The record is from RefSeq and is a predicted model, not a curated record. Bases 1118 to 3487 code for a protein of 789 amino acids.